Molecule: messenger RNA, 1422 nt
Organism: Ictidomys tridecemlineatus (thirteen-lined ground squirrel)
Lineage: Eukaryota; Metazoa; Chordata; Mammalia; Rodentia; Sciuridae
Source: RefSeq, a predicted model, not a curated record
AUGCGUGAAAUUGUGCUCAUCCAGGCAGGCCGAUGCGGCAAUCAGAUCGGCGCCAAGUUUUGGGAGGUCAUCAGUGAUGAACAUGGCAUUGACCCCACUGGCAGUUAUCAUGGAGAUAGUAACUUACAGCUGGAGAGAAUCAAUGUGUACUACAAUGAAGCAGCUGGCCAGAGUGGUGCAGGGAAUAACUGGGCCAAGGGCCACUACACAGAGGGAGCCGAGCUGAUGGACUCCGUGCUGGACAUGGUGAGGAAGGAGGCAGAGAGCUGUGACUGUCUCCAGGGCUUCCAGCUGACCCACUCACUGGGGGGUGGCACUGGAUCCGGCAUGGGCACCCUGCUCAUCAGCAAUAUCCGAGAGGAGUACCCAGACCGCAUCAUGAACACCUUCAGCGUCAUGCCUUCGCCCAAGGUGUCGGACACCGUGGUGGAGCCCUACAAUGCCACCCUCUCUGUCCACCAACUGGUAGAAAACACAGAUGAAACCUUCUGCAUCGACAACGAGGCCCUGUAUGACAUCCAUUUCCGCACCCUGAAACUGCCCACCCCCACUUAUGGGGACCUCAAUCACCUGGUGUCCGCCACCAUGAGCGGGGUCACCACGUGCCUGCGCUUCCCGGGCCAGCUGAACGCAGACCUGCGCAAACUGGCCGUGAACAUGGUGCCCUUUCCACGCCUGCACUUCUUCAUGCCCGGCUUCUCGCCCCUGACCAGCAGGGGCAGCAUGCAGUACCGCGCCCUGACGGUGCCCGAGCUCACCCAGCAGAUGUUUGACUCCAAGAACAUGAUGGCCGCGUGCGACCCCCGCCAGGGUCGCUACCUGGCCGUGGCUGCCAUCUUCCGAGGCCGCAUGUCCAUGAAGGAGGUGGACGAGCAGAUGUUCAACGUACAGAACAGGAACAGCAGCUACUUUGUGGAUUGGAUCCCCCACAACGUGAAGACGGCCAUGUGUGACAUCCCGCCGCGGGGCCUCAAGAUGUCAGCCACCUUCAUCGGCAACAACACGGCCAUCCAGGAGCUCUUCAAGCGCAUCUCUGAGCAGUUCACGGCUAUGUUCCGGCGCAAGGCCUUCCUGCACUGGUACACAGGGGAGGGCAUGGACGAGAUGGAGUUCACCCAGGCCGAGAGUAACCUGAAUGACCUCGUCUCCGAGUACCAGCAGUAUCAGGAGGCCACCACCGAGGAACUGGGAGAGUUUGAGGAGGAGGAGGAAGAGGAGGCAGCAGUUUAGGAACUUUUCAAUUUCCUUGGUAAAAUUCUUACCCUCCUCUGCGCCUUUCUGCUUGGAAACUUAAGCUCCUCAGGUGGGUCUGUCACAAGUUCACUGUUGAUGAGAAUGUGGAUCUCCCCUCAGUAUGACUGUAUUGUUUCUUCCACGAUCUAUACUAAUAAUUCAUGUGGUCCACACUCUCCACAUUUUUGU